AUGGAAGAAGAAACGAUUCAAAAGAAACGAUUCCGCACCGAUUCCGACGAGUUAGAUCUUGACUCACCAGAAGUUAAGCGUCUCAGAGACGAUCUCCUCAACGAUUCCGAUCCAUCAACAACAACUCCAGAAGAUCUAGAUUCAUUCAUGAAAACCUUCCAGCAAGAGAUCUCCGCUUCUCCACCGCCACCGCCACAGACGGAUCUAGGUUAUCUUCUAGAAGCUUCCGACGAUGAACUCGGUUUACCUCCUUCUACUUCAUUAACGCCGGUGAGAGAACAGGAGAAGGAACAACCGGAGAGAAUUGAAUUAUUCAGUGAGUUAUGGAAGUUAGAUGAUGAGUUUCUGAGUUACGAUUCGUUCGAUUUUGGAAUCGGACAAGAGGAUGAUAAUAAUUACGUUGCUUUGGAUGGAUUGUUUGAUUACUCUGAUUUUGCCGUUGGAUCGUCGUCGUCGGAUGCGGCUGAGUUAUUAGUGAGACCGGAAACCUUGCCGGCGCAGUAG
Molecule: messenger RNA, 504 nt
Organism: Impatiens glandulifera
Lineage: Eukaryota; Viridiplantae; Streptophyta; Magnoliopsida; Ericales; Balsaminaceae
Exons: 1
Coding region: 1-504 (167 amino acids)
Source: RefSeq, a predicted model, not a curated record